CAGCGCGCGAAGCGAAAGUGAAAGCGCUUCACUUUCUCCUGCUCCAGCCAAGCGCACCCCAGCCGGGCUACGGGAGUUGUUUGUUUGUUUGCAGUGUGUGUGUUGGUGUGUUUUUGCACCUCUGGAGCCUGGCCUGGCUGCGUGGGCGGCUGGAGCGGCAUUUGCCAGUCAUAAGACGCGGAGCAAAGAGGCACAUCGGCACUUCCUGAAAGUCGCUCCGCUCGGGCAGCGCUGCCAAAGGGGCCCUUCCACGGAGUGAGGAUGCUAGCCACGCGGCCCGCGAGGGGUUUGGUGGGACGGGAGGGGCUCGCGGGGGUCUUGCUGCUUCUCCUGCUGCUCCUGGGUGCCGGACGCGGAGAAGCCGACGGUGCCAAGAGAGCCAACAUCGUCCUCAUCCUGACCGACGACCAGGAUCUGGUGCUGGGGGGAAUGAGCCCGAUGAAGAAAACCCAAGUUCUGAUUGGUCAGUUCGGGGCUACCUUUGCUAAUGCUUUUACAGUGACCCCCCUGUGUUGCCCCAGCCGGAGCAGCAUCCUGACUGGCUUGUAUCCCCACAACCACUUGGUGAGGAACAAUACCUUGGAAGGGAAUUGCAGCAACGCUGCUUGGCAGAAAUUCCAGGAGCCCUUUGCCUUCCCGGUUUACCUGCAGAAGCAAGGAUACCAAACUUUCUAUGCUGGCAAAUACCUCAACCAGUACGGGCACCCCCAAGCCGGCGGCGUUCAGCACGUUCCCAUGGGAUGGACCCAUUGGCUAGGUUUGGUGGGCAAUUCCAAGUACUACAACUACACCCUUUCAUUGAACGGACAUGAGGAGAAGCACGGGGACCACUAUGAGGAGGACUACCUCACGGACCUGCUCACGAACCGGAGCCUGGAGUUCCUACGGAAGCUUUCGCGCCCUCCCUUCCUCAUGGUGUUAGCCCCGCCCGCUGCACACUCGCCCUGGACGGCAGCGCCUCACUACAAGUCCACCUACGGCACCCUCAAAGCCCCUCGCAAUGGCAGUUUCAACGUGCACGGGAAGGACAAGCACUGGCUGGUAAAACAAGCAAAGACGCCCAUGUCCAACACCUCCAUUCAGUUCUUGGACCGCGUUUAUCGAGCCCGGUGGCAAACUCUGUUGUCAGUGGACGAUAUGGUACAGAAGGUGCUGGACCAGCUGAAGUCCCUAAAAUUGCUGGACAGCACAUAUGUGUUCUACACUUCAGAUCAUGGCUACCACACAGGACAAUUUUCGCUGCCCAUUGACAAACGGCAACUUUACGAGUUUGAUAUCCGGGUGCCGUUGCUGGUGCGAGGCCCAGGUGUUAAAGGAAAUAAAACAUUCCUGGAACCCAUCCUGAAUAUCGACCUCGCACCCACCUUCUUGGACAUUGCAGGAGUCAACGCCUCUCAGACCAGCAUGGAUGGGGUUUCCUUCCUGCCCCUCUUGGUGAACAAGGUGCAGAAAUCUGCAUGGCGGUCAGAUUUCCUGGUGCAAUAUACUGGAGAAGGCUACACAACCACGGACCCCCAGUGUCCGAAAUUGGGGUCAGGAGUGUCCCAUUGUUUCCCUGACUGCGUGUGUGAAGAUGCCUACAACAACACAUAUGCCUGCGUGCGCACUCUGAGGCCUACGAACAUGCAAUACUGUGAAUUUGCCGAUAAAGAGAAUUUUGUGGAAGUCUACAACCUGACGGCAGACCCACACCAGCUCUCCAAUGUAGCCAAGAGCGUUGACCCUUCGCUGCUCGUGCAGAUGAACCAGAAGCUCAUAAAAUUGCAAGCUUGUUCUGGUGUCGGCUGCCGUUCCUGAGUCCUUUGGCUAGGACCAAAGACCGAAGACACCCUCUCCUUUUCCUCAUGAUUUCCUGGCAGUGGCUUCCUCCUGUCUCCAAACAGAAUCCAAUCUGGGUGCUGCCUUUUAAUUUAGGAUGCUCAAUCUUUAAUCCCAAAUUUGGAGUUUUCUGUGUUGGAAUAGGGUUGGGGUAGAGCAGAAGGGAAAAUGCGGGUGAGGAGCCAAGCCUCUUACCCCAGGGUGUCCAACCUUGGCAACUUUGAGACUGGUGGACUUCAACUACCAGAAUUCUGGGGGAUUCUGGGAAUUGAAGUCCAAAAGUCUAAAAGGUUGCACACCCCAGUGGUAACAACUCUAAAAGACACCCUGUGGAAUUUCUAGUGCCUUAUAUCUCCCUUCAUUGCUCAUCUUGUCUUCUUUUGGCCAGGCAGUGGUCACUGAGGUCUCACUUCAGAGUAAAGAAUAUCUCUGGCCCCAUCAGUGGUGACCUUCUCAGUCUAGAAUGUUCCAAAUGGUCUUGAACUACAGCAUCCUGCAGCAACUAUAACCUUUGGGACUACAUAUCCCACCUUGCACCUCUCCAUUUAGGGGAAGGACGGAGAGGAUUCUUUCAGUUUGGUCAUUGAUUAACACAGAAUGAAGUUGGGGUGACCUCCAUGGUCAUCUCCUUCCUUUCUUGGGCUGGCUGAGGUCUUGGAGACUCUGCAUAUUCCUGUAGAAAUCAUUGUGCCUGGUUUGACUUCUCUUACCAGGUCCUUUUGUGUAGUCCAUGGUUGUUACUGCAGUUGCUAUCUUCAUACUGUGAAAAAAAAAUGGAAUAAAGCACUUUUUUAAAAAUGA
Molecule: messenger RNA, 2619 nt
Organism: Thamnophis elegans (Western terrestrial garter snake)
Lineage: Eukaryota; Metazoa; Chordata; Lepidosauria; Squamata; Natricidae
Product: N-acetylglucosamine-6-sulfatase-like
Exons: 13
Coding region: 262-1797 (511 amino acids)
Biological process (GO): glycosaminoglycan metabolic process
Molecular function (GO): N-acetylglucosamine-6-sulfatase activity; glycosaminoglycan binding
Source: RefSeq, a predicted model, not a curated record